Apodemus sylvaticus (European woodmouse) is the source of this 1730-nucleotide messenger RNA. It is a transcript of the gene Peli2, whose product is annotated as pellino E3 ubiquitin protein ligase family member 2. Gene Ontology annotation, biological process: regulation of Toll signaling pathway; protein polyubiquitination. Bases 235 to 1494 code for a protein of 419 amino acids. Gene Ontology annotation, molecular function: protein binding; ubiquitin protein ligase activity. Lineage: Eukaryota; Metazoa; Chordata; Mammalia; Rodentia; Muridae. The record is from RefSeq and is a predicted model, not a curated record. The transcript is spliced from 6 exons.
UUUGUGCCGGGUCCGGCUCGCAGCGGCAGACGAGCGGGUAGCUCCGGGGGAAGCCGGCGGGCAACGCGCGCAGCCACGACGGAGCAGCCGCGGGACUGGCCGCCCCGCGCCCCGUUCGCCGCCGUGCCGUUCCCCGGCGCGCUCACCCCGUUCUCGGGAUGGGAGUGUAGCGGCGGCGCGGACUCGGCGGGGAUCGCAGCGGAGGCGGCAGCGGCGGCGGCCGAGCGCGGCUCCAUGUUUUCCCCCGGCCAGGAGGAACCCAGCGCCCCCAACAAGGAGCCGGUGAAAUACGGGGAGCUGGUGGUCCUGGGGUACAAUGGUGCUUUGCCUAAUGGCGACAGGGGCAGGAGGAAAAGCAGAUUUGCCCUCUAUAAGCGGACCAAGGCCAACGGUGUCAGACCCAGCACAAUCCACGUGGUCUCCACACCCCAGGCAUCCAAGGCCAUCAGCUGCAAAGGUCAGCACAGCAUAUCCUAUACUUUGUCACGGAACCAGACUGUGGUGGUGGAGUACACGCACGAUAAGGACACGGACAUGUUUCAGGUGGGCAGGUCCACAGAGAGCCCCAUUGACUUCGUGGUCACAGACACGGUUUCCGGCGGUCAGAACGACGAUGCCCAGAUCACACAGAGCACCAUCUCUAGGUUUGCCUGCAGGAUCGUGUGCGACAGGAACGAGCCAUACACGGCACGCAUAUUCGCAGCAGGAUUCGAUUCUUCCAAAAAUAUAUUCCUUGGAGAAAAGGCAGCGAAAUGGAAAAACCCUGAUGGUCACAUGGAUGGGCUCACUACCAACGGUGUCCUGGUAAUGCACCCGCAAGGAGGCUUCACUGAGGAAUCCCAGCCUGGAGUCUGGAGAGAGAUCUCUGUCUGUGGAGACGUGUACACCUUGCGAGAGACCAGGUCUGCCCAGCAGAGGGGAAAGCUGGUGGAAAGCGAGACCAACGUCCUGCAGGACGGCUCCCUCAUUGACCUGUGUGGGGCCACUCUUCUCUGGAGAACCGCGGACGGCCUCUUCCACGCUCCUACUCAGAAGCACAUCGAAGCCCUCCGGCAGGAGAUCAACGCAGCCCGACCCCAGUGUCCCGUGGGCCUCAACACCCUGGCCUUCCCCAGCAUCAACCGGAAGGAAGUGGUGGAAGAGAAACAGCCCUGGGCAUACCUGAGCUGCGGCCACGUGCACGGCUACCACAGCUGGGGCCACCGGAGCGACGGGGAAGCCAACGAGAGGGAGUGUCCCAUGUGCAGGACUGUGGGCCCCUACGUCCCUCUCUGGCUGGGCUGUGAGGCAGGGUUUUACGUCGAUGCAGGACCCCCGACGCACGCUUUCACCCCCUGCGGGCACGUCUGUUCAGAGAAGUCUGCCAAGUACUGGUCGCAGAUCCCACUGCCCCAUGGAACCCACGCGUUUCACGCCGCCUGUCCGUUCUGUGCCACACAGCUGGUUGGUGAACAGAACUGCAUCAAAUUGAUUUUCCAAGGUCCAGUGGACUGACACCCUGAGCAACCAUCUACACGGCAUUAACAAGUUACUGUGAAGACUCCGCCACUAACCGUAGAUUCUACCUUUUUGUAAUGCUGUUUGUUAAGAGGAUGGCGGACCGGGUUGGGGGAUGGGGGCUGGUGAUGACAGGUGGCAGGCACUGACAGAUACCACUGUGUUUUGCAUGCUCAGAACAGCAGCAUUGUCACUGAGGUCUGCCUGAUUAAACUUUAAUACCUGUGUAAUAA